This is a messenger RNA of Cyprinodon variegatus (sheepshead minnow), 2443 nucleotides long. Its product is annotated as disheveled-associated activator of morphogenesis 2-like. Gene Ontology annotation, biological process: actin cytoskeleton organization; negative regulation of oligodendrocyte differentiation; regulation of non-canonical Wnt signaling pathway. The transcript has 17 exons. Gene Ontology annotation, molecular function: small GTPase binding; actin binding. The record is from RefSeq and is a predicted model, not a curated record. Lineage: Eukaryota; Metazoa; Chordata; Actinopteri; Cyprinodontiformes; Cyprinodontidae.
CUGCCGUUUCCACCGACUUGUCAGAUCCGUCUCUCCUCUCUACACCCUCAGCUGAAUGACCAGCCUCCUCCGAUCAGACCAGGGGGAUCUGCUCUCCGCUCCCAGUUCUCAUCCCCUGCCUGCUCUCUAACAUCCUCCCCCCCCAGGAUUAUUAUUACCGAGCGGUGACAGCUUCCUCGCGCAGAGCCUCGCAGAUCAUGCCCCCUAGAUAGCAGUCUCAUCAUCCUCUCCACUCCCCCCUCCCUUGCCCCUUCCUCUGCAUUCCUGGUCCAGCACCACCACUGCCAGCUUCACCGCCGUAGCCACCAUGCCCCCCAGGAAGAGGACGCGGGCGGGUCUGGGCUUCCUGUGCUGCUUCGGCAGCAGCGAGCCCCCAGAGAUCAACCUAAAGGACACAGUGCCACUGCAGCUGCUGGAAUUCAGCUCCCCGAUGCCGCCAGCAGAGGAACUGAAUGCACGCUUCUCUGAACUGGUGGAUGAACUGGACUUGACUGACAAGAACAGAGAGGCCAUGUUUGCUCUGCCUGACGAGAAGAAAUGGCAGAUCUACUGUAGCAAGAAGAAGGAGCAAGAGGACCCCAACAAGCUGGCCACCAGCUGGCCUGACUACUACAUUGACCGCAUUAACUCCAUGGCGGCUAUGCAGACAUUGUUUGCCUUUGAUGAGGAGGAAAUGGAAAUGAGGAACAAGGUGGUGGAAGACCUGAAGACGGCACUCAGGACUCAGCCAAUGAGGUUCGUCACACGCUUCAUCGAACUCGACGGACUCACCUGCCUGCUCAAUUUCAUGCGCAGCAUGGAUUACGAGACGUCGGAGAGCCGUAUCCACACUUCAGUCAUCGGCUGCAUCAAGGCGCUGAUGAACAACUCACAGGGGCGCGCACAUGUUUUGGCCCAUCCUCAGAGCAUCAACACCAUCUCUCAGAGCCUGCGGACGGAAAACAUUAAAACCAAAGUGGCAGUGCUGGAGAUUCUGGGAGCUGUUUGCUUGGUACCUGAUGGACACAAGAAGGUGCUGCAGGCCAUGGCGCAUUACCAGAAAUACGCUGCUGAGAGGACUCGAUUCCAGACACUCCUGAAUGAGCUGGACAGAAGCACUGGUCGCUACAGAGACGAAGUCAACUUGAAGACGGCCAUCAUGUCCUUCAUCAACGCAGUGCUCAACGCUGGAGCGGGAGAGGACAACCUAGAGUUUCGUCUUCACCUGAGGUACGAGUUCCUGAUGUUGGGCAUUCAGCCGGUCAUCGAUAAGCUCAGAGAGCACGAUAACGCCACUCUGGACAGGCAUUUGGAUUUCUUUGAGAUGGUGAGAAAUGAGGAUGACUCUGAGCUAGCCAAAAGAUUCGAUAUGACCCAUGUAGACACAAAGAGUGCUGGCGCCAUGUUUGAACUAAUCAAGAAGAAACUGAGCCACACAGAUUCCUACCCACAUCUUCUCUCAAUCCUUCAGCAUUGCCUGCAGAUGCCAUAUAAACGUGGAGGCUGCAGUCUGCAGCACUGGCAGCUUUUAGACAGGAUCCUUCAGCAGAUCGUCCUGCAAGAUGAAAAAGGAGAGGAUCCCGACGUCUCCCCGCUCGACAACUUCAGUGUUAAGAACAUUAUUCGCAUGCUGGUCAAUGAAAACGAGGUAAAACUUUGGCGAGAACAGGCCGAGAAGUUCAGGAAAGACCAUGCAGAGCUAAUGGCUAAACUGGAGAGGAAAGAGAGGGAGUGUGAGACAAAGACCCAUGAGAAGGAGGAGAUGAUGAAGACUCUGAACAAGAUGAAGGACAAGCUGCAACGUGAGGGUGUGGAACUGCGUUCAGCGAGAGAGCAAGUGCUUGACCUCUCGUCACGCAUCAAUGACAUCUCACAGGGUGGCAGUGUCUCCAUGCUGCCUCCACCUCCGCCCCCUGGAGCACCAAUGCCUCCACCUCCUCCACCUAUGUCAGCUGGCAUUCCGCCACCACCGCCUCCACUGCCGUUCAGCUGUCCACCUCCACCGCCGCCACCUCCUCCGCCAGGGGGGCCGCCUCCUCCACCCGGGGCCCCUCCUCUUUUUGGAGCACCACCCCCUCCCAUCCCUUCAUCAUUCAACUCCAUGAACACAAUGCGGUCAAAGUCCAUCCCUCAGCCUUCUCAUCCGCUAAAGUCCUUCAACUGGAGCAAGUUAGGAGAGAAUAUGAUCAACGGCACCAUCUGGAACGAAAUUGACGACCUGAGGGCAUUCAAGAUUCUCGACCUGAAGGACAUAGAGAAGAUGUUCUCAGCGUAUCAGAGACAGCAGGACCUGCUAACUAACCAAUCCUUCAAACAGAAAGAAACGGGCUCUAUGGAUGACAUCUAUGUGAGCACACGAAAGGUCAAAGAGCUUUCAGUCAUUGACGGCAGACGUGCUCAGAACUGUGUCAUCCUGCUUUCAAAGUAAGAGGUCCAGUUAGAAAAGCUGCUUAGCAUAAACUGA